Messenger RNA from Corythoichthys intestinalis (scribbled pipefish), 6062 nucleotides. Its product is annotated as bromodomain-containing protein 4-like. The transcript is spliced from 22 exons. NCBI's taxonomy places the organism in Eukaryota, Metazoa, Chordata, Actinopteri, Syngnathiformes, Syngnathidae. The coding region runs from base 575 to 4891 and encodes 1438 amino acids. Gene Ontology annotation, biological process: regulation of DNA-templated transcription; chromatin remodeling. The record is from RefSeq and is a predicted model, not a curated record. Gene Ontology annotation, cellular component: nucleus; chromatin.
GCCGCAAAGCUCGCACUCGUGCUAAAAGCAGAUAGCUUCGCUCAGGCGGUUUGUUUGUAGCCUUCGUAGGCCGUAUUCAUGACAUAACUUACGCGCUACAGACGACGUAGCAGAGGCGCCGUUGCAUGGAGAAUCGUGCGGAGCGUGACGUAGCUCUUGUUCGGGAAUACGGAGCCGUCCUGGUCGUAUUCUUAAAGGCCGUUUACGUGCGGAGUUGACACUUGCUGGUGAAACAUGGCGACGCGCUUGCUUGUCAUGGAAGGGGAGCAUAAAGCAGCGAUGUUGCUUUUGGGGAACAUAAACCCUUGUCUUUUUGGGCAGCUGUCUGCUCAGAAGAGCUUGUGGUGUUAUUAUGAAUCCCAUUGUAUUUGUUAAAGCCACCCGAAUCACGUAGCUCAAUGGCUAACAGUUGCUACGUAGGUCAAAUUAGCUUUCAGUUAACGGCUUCUCUUUGAUGUUUGGUCUAUGAUCGUCACAAAGGCUGAUAGAUAUAGCUCCACCUUCCACCCAAAGUUGAAAUCUGCCAUCAAAGAGAUUUCUACGCAAAAAUAUAUUCAUUUUUGAACCUGCAUUAAUGAUGUAUUCAUCCGACAAUAGUGAAAGUACAAACGGUUUGCACAUCCAGUGUGCAUCGUCGCCUCCUCAUCGACCACACAAUGAAUGCUCAAGAAAUUUAAGUAACGGCGGGACGGCAACAAACAUAGAGUCAAGCAAGGAGUGGAAUGGCCUGAGGGGGAUCCCUCCGGUGCCUCCUGCCCCCGCUCGGGCCAAUCCGCCAAAACUGACUGCUCGGCCUCUGCAAACCACCACUGUGAUGGGGGACGGACUGGAGCCAGGCAGCAGCCACAACCCUCCUUCGGCCCCGCAACCUCACCUCCUCAACCCCGCGCCCCCAGAACUUGGGAAUUCCACCAGACCCAAACGGCAGACCAACCAGCUGCAGUACUUGCUCAAAGUAGUACUAAAGACAUUAUGGAAACACCAGUUCGCAUGGCCGUUUCAUGCUCCUGUAGAUGUCAUCAAACUCAAAUUACCGGACUACUAUAAGAUAAUUAAAACACCAAUGGACAUGGGCACCAUAAAAAAGCGACUAGAAACCCACUAUUACAAAAACGCCCAGGAGUGUAUUCAAGACUUCAAUACCAUGUUCACCAAUUGCUACAUGUACAACAAGCCCAGCGAUGACAUUGUGUUGAUGGCAAAGGCUUUGGAGAAGCUUUUCCUCCAGAAGCUCACACAGAUGCCACAGGAAGAGACUGAGAUCGCCGUGGUCACCAAGGGACGCCGCGGCAUUAAACGAGAGCCUGCUCUGAUCAGCAUGUCCGAAUCAAGUCAAGACAUAUCGUCCCCUUCCCCCUCCAACACCCCUCACACGCGGGGCUUUUCGUCCCCUUCCGCCCUGGCGCAAACCCAUGCGUCGUCAACGCCACCUGCGCUGGCCCAGCCCCCACGCGUGCCUCCGACACCUACAGCCCACGCUCCCCACCUCGGACCUUCGUACCCACUUUCAACCGCAGGGAUCCUACCCACAGGCAUGACCACUGUGGCCCCUCCGGCCGUUACGCAUUCAGGCCUCCACCCAAGCCCGAUGCUCCAGAGCGCCCCUGCUGUCAUCAAGCAAAGGAAGAGCCAGAAGAGGAAAGCAGACACAACAACCCCCACAGCCAAUGACCAGCUCAGCGAAUCGUCCCCCGUAUCGGCAGAGACCCGACCGCGACGCGAGAGCAGUCGCCCAAUGAAGCAACCGAAGCGAGACCCGUUGCAGCCGGACUCUCAACAUAACUUGGUCGGCGGGUUGGAGAUGGGAGGCGUGUUGACACCAAAACGUCAGGAUCUGUUGAAUUCCUGCUCCCUCCUUGUCAAAGAGAUGCUCUCCAAAAAGCAUUUUGCAUACGCGUGGCCCUUUCACUUACCCGUUGAUGCAAAAGCUCUUGGACUUCAUGACUAUCAUGACAUCAUCAAGCAUCCCAUGGACCUCAGCACCAUCAAGAAAAAGCUGGACAACCGACAGUACAGAGACCCCCAAGAGUUCGCAGCAGACGUCCGAUUGAUGUUCUCCAACUGUUACAAGUACAAUCCGCCGGGUCACGAUGUGGUGGCCAUGGCGCGGAAACUCCAGGAUGUCUUUGAGAUGCGUUUCGCCAAGAUGCCCGAUGAGCCAGAGGAGGCCAUUCCGGUUCCCACGCCGUCUUCAGUCCUCCAUCCCGCCCCGUCCAUUCGACAAGCGCCGCCGCCUCCUCCCAUCGUCUCGGAAGACAGCAGUUCCAGUAUGUCUGAAUCCGAGUCGUCGGCAGGAGACUCUGAUCAAGAGAGGCAGCAGCGACUGGCUGUUUUACAGGAACAACUCAAAGCUGUCCACGAGCAACUGGCCGCGCUCUCUCAGCCUCAGAUCAGCAAGCCCAAGAAGAAAGAGAGGGAAAAGAAGGAGAAGAAGAAGGAAAAGCACAAGAAGAAAAUGGUGGCCGAAGAACCCACUGAGCCUGCCAUGCUUCAAAUUUCCAAGAAGAGCAAAAUUAGCAAAGAUGCUCUCAUUGCUAAGAAGGAAAGGAAAAAGCCUGGUAAGAAAGAAGGCAUCAAAAACAGUCAUCCUGUUGCACCCCCUCAACCUGGGCCCACCCCUCUUGUCCCUUCAGCCUCCCUCGAAGCAGAAGAUGACAUGGAAAUGUUUGGGAGCGCUGUAGGUAUCGGGGGCAAGCCCAUGUCGUACGAAGAAAAGCGGCAGUUAAGCCUCGACAUCAACAAGUUGCCCGGCGACAAGCUAGGCCGUGUGGUGCACAUCAUCCAGACCCGCGAGCCCUCAAUGAAGAACUCCAACCCGGAUGAGAUCGAGAUUGACUUCGAGACGCUAAAGGCCUCCACGCUCCGUGAGCUAGAGAAAUAUGUGUCCAGUUGUCUCAAGAGGAAAAAGAAGUCUUCAGAAAAACCCCUGGAAAUGACGAACGUGACAAAGUUGAAGACAGGGUCUUCGUCAUCGGGCACCAGUGACUCCUCUGAUAGUGAAGAUUCUGACAAUGCAGGGCUGGUUCCCAAGCAGCAGAAGACGCUGUCCAACAAGGACACAAAGAGGACACAACAGCCCGUCACUAGUGUCGCCGGCCCUGUUGCGCCACACCCUCAACCGGCCCUAUCCAAACUCCCUUUUAUCACGCCCCCAAACGUCCCUGUGUCUAUCCCAGUUUCUGUCCCAAACCCUGUUCCCAUCCCUGUCCCCGCUCUAGAAUCAUCCCAACUGUUGAGCACCGGAUUUGACCCGUUGUCCCACUAUAUGAACACUCACCUAAACCAACCCAGCACCGAACCCAGCCCAGUCAUCAGCGCCGCUUGUCCCCCCCUCGUGUCCAGUCUACUCAAUGUUAACGCGCCCGUCGGCCCCACACCCACAGAGACGCACCCCUUUCUGAACCAACAUCCCAUCAUACCCACGCCAGCCAUCCACAGUGCACUUCCCCAGCAGCCAUCACGCCCCAGCAGCCACGCAGCUCCACUUCCACCCAAAAACACUCAACCGCCCCCUUCCUCGCUCCUAUCCCUGCCCACGCCGCAGCCUCAGCUUCAGAGCUCUCUCCCGCUACCCCAACCCCCUCCACGCCCCCGCGUCCCUUCGCCGCCAUCGCAUGGCAUCUUGGGCACCCUCUCUGCCCAGCCUCCCCAGGCCCUGCUGGAGGACGACGACGAGCCGACGCCCACCAGCGGCGAAACGCCGCCCCUCAGCCAGGUGCAAAGCUUCCUACAGUCGCUUCAACCGAGGCCCUCCGGGCAGGUUCCUUCGCUGCACUCGCCCGCGCAAGGCGCCGCUCAGCUAGUGCCCUCGAUGCAAGCGGCCUUGACGCCCGCCACCGUGCCAAUGCACAGGCACGGCUCACAUGGUCACACACAGAAACAAUACCCGCACGCGCUCGCCACAGCGGUGCAGCAACAGAAAGGGGCGAGUCUACAGCAGAAGCUCCAGCAGAUGCAACAACAUCAGCAAAUGCAGCAACAGCCCUCACCACGAAUCAAGUCUGCUGAGCCAUUUUCCACCGGUUGCCUGCGUGACAGUCCGUCUCCCCUAAUGAUGCACUGCCCCCUGCUGCCUCAGUUCCAGGCGACAGGACAGCAAUCUCCAACACAGAUCAAGAAAAACGAUCAGAGGUCGAACUUGAUAAAGGAGGAGAAACAGUCACACUCGCCAGUGCUGAGCCCUUCCCCAUUCAGCCCUGCCAUGCGCCUUGACACACAAAAACAUGACACCAAGCACAGAUUAGAUGGGAAAUCAUCGGAUGGUUCUCGUCCCAGUUCGCGCCUCUCGGACUCCCUGGUGCAAGCCUGCCCUCAGCAGGACACCAAAGUCAAACAAGAGUCCAAAACGUCCAUGGGAUCCAAGAGGACGCCGGACGUCAAGUUAAAGAACAUGGGCUCCUGGGCUAGUUUGGCUCAGAGAUCUCAGUCUACGCCGGCGUCGGCCGUUCGCUCGUCCAGCGACAGUUUCGAGCAGUUCCGGCGGGCGGCCAGGGAGAAAGAGGAACGCGAGAGGCAGCUGAAAGCUCAGGCGCAGCAGGCCAGGAGGGAGCAGGAGAAGUUGCGCCGCGACGACGACGACACCGUGGACCACAAUCGUCGCCCCCACGAAGACACGCGCCGACGCCAGGAACAACAACAGCAGCAGCAGCCCUCGCCCCUGGCGACCACGCCACCCGCUUCCACCCCGCCUACUCACUCCCCGCAGCCUCCGGCCGUCCCGCCUCCGGCGCCGUCCCCGACUUCCUCGGCCGCGCAAAACGCCCUCGACCAGCAGAGGGAGAUGGCGCGACGCCGCGAGCAAGAAAGGCGCAGGAGGGAGGCGAUGGCCGACACUAUUGACAUUAACUUCCAGAGUGAUCUGAUGGCCAUAUUUGAAGAGAAUCUCUUUUGAGUCGCGACGGCGACGAUGGCUGUGUGAAAAGGACCUACAUACCCCUAUACAUAAAACACAUGCACACACAGACAGACAUGGUGAGUUAUCAUACACACCUCACAAAAACAUCCAUAUAUGGACUGCAUAGUACCUGUCCCCUUUCUCACAGCGUCUUUCCCUCCCCCCUCGGAGCGCAGAUGCGUUUUGGUGUCUGACGUGAUGUUUAUAGUUGUCGGCUUGCAAUAUGGAUUUAAGAUUUAAAAAAAAACGCCUUUAAAAGGUUGUAGUCAAGGAGGGGAUGAUGAUUUAUUCCCAAGAAAUGAGACAAUGGAUUGGAUAAUGUGCACAGAUUUUCGUCGUUCCCUACUAUUUUAACUUGUUGCUGGUCUCGGACUUUGGCUUGUUUUCUCAGGACACAGCGACCCCCGCGCGUCCCUCACUCGAUGGCGUAACCCCCAUCCCCCCAUCCUUUGCACGAGUUCAGUUGAAUCGAGACCCGACGAUGUGAUUAAAAAGAGUGUGUCCUCUCUGCCUUAGCGCUCCGGCCUGUAUUGUCUAUGGUCACACCCUGCAAAAUUAUACAUAUUAUAUAUAAAUAGAUACACGAAUAUAUAUUCUAUACAAGGACAAGUCAACGGAAGAGAACACGGGAGGAAUUUGGUUUGCGCGCGCGGGCUGGCGACGAUCUUUGGAGCUCUCUUGCUUUUUAUUUUGUAGAAUUUACUGUAAAGAUUAAAAAAAAAAAAAAAAAAAACUUUUUUAUGAUGCCGUUGAGGAUUUUUUUCUGUCUCGGUCCCAUUCUAUGCCAAAACUAUGAAUUCGGAAAGUCCAUUCACUUGAUAGGAGAGGAUGUUUUUAUUGCUUUAUUUAAUGCCCCUCCCCUUUUUUUAAAUGGGAAUUUUUGCUCACGUCUUCUCUGCACUUUUAAUCUUUAACACCCGCUUCCUUCCGGAAGGUAUCGUUUUCCGUCACUAUACACGUCGAAGGCUUUUGAAGCAGUCGCUCCCCUCUUUUAGAUUUAUUUUUCUGAAGUGUUGCCAUGGUGACAUGGCUUUCUGUACACUGGCUCACACAUCAGUUGUGUUUUUAACGUUUCCAUUAGUUGAGCCCACUUCCUUUUCACAUUUGCUUCUUUUUUGGACUUUUAUUUUGUUGUUCUUCCCUUUUUUUUUUUUUGAAUCAGUUUUUU